UAACAGGUGGAAAAGUGAGCGAGAAGUCACGUGACGUAAACAAAGCUCCUUAUCGGCAUUUGCAUCUUGUGGAAUGAAUAACUCGGGAGUUUAUAACAGUAUUUAUUCAUCAUUAAGCAAUACUUAUGUUAAAUAUCAUCCAGAAAAAUCAAAACGAGAAGGCACUGAUGGUAAUGACACUGAUAAUGAUGUGUUCCGUAGUGGAUCAGAGUCACCACAAUACACACUACCAAUAAAUACUGAUCCUAAACAAAGGCGAGCUACAGUUAGUGGUGGUUCACCCACAUUAGAACGACCAUCAUUAGUUAUAGAAGAUCUUGAUCCGCCGACUAGACCCAAAUCACAAGCUAUCAAUGCUGCAGAGAGAGAUGCUGCCCUAGCGGCACUAACCGCAGCUGAAAGUAAUCUGACUAAUUUAGCAGGACAUAGAAAGAUAUCUCGUAUGAGAUCUAAUGAAUUUCCACAAACUAAAUCUAGUUUAACAGUACCUGAUCAGUUCCAAAUACGACCUGAUGUUACUUCUCCUGAAGAACCCUUUGAAGAUUUAAUUGAUGAAGACAAGACACCAACUAGUCCAAGUUCUAUGAUGAAUUCUGAAAAUAUUCAAAUACUAGGAGAGAAAGAUAAGCGACAUGGAUUCCGCGUGACAAAGCCUACACCAAUAGUAAUUGAUCUACCGGACACAGAUCAAAUUCAACGUCUCUCAAAACAAAGUGUGCUAGAUUGCGAAUUAGCAGAUGCUAUUCUUCCAAAAGACCAGCCACAACUCUUAAAAGUGAAAAAGAUAGACCCUUCAAUACCAAGUGAUGUGAAGAACAGUGAUGAAGUAAAGAAAGACCCACAAACUAAGAGAGUUGAAUUUUCAUCUGAUACAAAAGAUGAAGAAAAAGAAAUACAAGGACCCAUUAGUUACACACAUUUAAUAAUUGGUGGAGUUGUUCAGAAAAUACCUUCAGAUCAGACUCAGAAUUAUACUUGUACAGAGUCACCCACUGUAAGAUUACGGAACAAAGCACCAGGAAAAAGACUUGCUGAUAGAAGAAUAUCAUGUAAAGAUUUAGGCAAAGGUGAUUGCGAAGGUUGGCUUUAUAAAAGAAAAACUAAAGACAGAGGACCAUUAACAAAAAAUUGGGUGAAGAGAUGGUGUGUUUCUAAAACCAACAUCCUUCACCUUAUUUCUAUCUGCCAGAAUAAUAUCCGUGUUUUCUAUUUCUAGCUGAUAGAAGAAUAUCAUGUAAAGAUUUAGGCAAAGGUGAUUGCGAAGGUUGGCUUUAUAAAAGAAAAACUAAAGACAGAGGACCAUUAACAAAAAAUUGGGUGAAGAGAUGGUGUGUUUCUAAAACCAACAAUUUAUAUUAUUUUAAAGAAAAAAAUGAUUUAAAAGCAGAAGGUGUUAUACAUCUAUUGGCUUUUCAAGUUUCCCCUGCGACAGAUAUAAAAACAAAAAAAUUUGCUUUUAAAGUUCAUAAUGCUGGGACAACAUUUUAUUUUGCCUCUGAACGUCAAGAAGAUAUGAGCAAAUGGAUGAAUAAAAUGGGUUUAGCAGCUAUUAAUUAUGACACAAGUAAUAUAAUGACAACUGGUGGAUUUAUAAAACCAGAACCAACAGUUAAGGCACAAGGUUAUGGUGUUCAAAAUGUGUAUUAUAGUGAGAGUGAAGAUGAUGAUGAUAAUGAACUUGGUACAUCAUCUACUGUCUCUGGUAGUUGUUUAUCUUUAGCUAGUGCCACAUCAAAAGAUAGUAUAGCUACCUUAACACCAUCCUCUGUACAAAACUCACCUGAGAAAUAUUCUAUUAAUAAAGCUGAUGAAGGAAGGGAUGAUUUAGCAGUGAUGAUUAGAAAUAUACGGAAAUCUGAACUAACUAUAGAUGGUGUUGAUCGUAAUAAAACCCGUCGAAGUCAAAUACAAUCUUCAGAUUUAUUAACAGCUGCACCAUCAGCAGAAUUAGAUAAGCUCCGCAAACUUAAAUCACUCCAUAGAACACUCAAGGCAAAGGAACAUGACUUGAAUGAAAUAGAAAUGUUUUUGAAAGAUCCUGUUGUUACUCCAGACAAAUUACGUCAGUUUCAAGAUCAACAUAAAGAGCUCUUACCUAGAAGACGAUCUCAGAAACAACGAUCUUCUAAAAAUAAAAAUCAUUAGAUAGUGUGACUAUUCUGUGUAACUCUGGGAUUGAAAAUGGUACUCUAGUCAGGAAGUGUAAUAUGAAAUAGAGGUCUGUGACAUGAACUUGAAGCUGGUACAUGUUUUAAAUAUGAAAAAUAUCGAUUAGGUGUACCUAUUUUUCGUUAAUGUUUUUGUAAAGGGGAAAGUUUUGAAAUAGAAGCCCUGGUUAAGACUGAUAUUAUUCUAUAUAACGGAGACCUUGUUAAAUUCUUAGACAAAAUCAUUUGCUAUUGAACUCAUUGUGUAAUGCAGUUGACAAGAUUUUGAAACAAGAAAUUCAUUUAAAGAUCAAGUGAGAUAAAGGUCAAUGUUGUUUGACCACAAUGAGGAUAUUUUAUUUGAGUGAUCAAGGAUGUGGUUAAUUUUAUAUAUACAUGUUGGGCUGUACGAUAUUGCAAAAAGGGACGAUAUCGAUAUUGGCAUUUUUUUCAACGAUAUAGUUAAAUAUCGCGAUAUUUAAUAAUAAUGUCACUCUGCUAUUAAAUAAAUUAAAUAUAAAUGCAUUAAAGCUGACUACAGUGUGAGUAAGACUUGUGGGUAAGAAUUGCUUUAUUCAUACACUUUAAACUUUGCUUUUUUUAUAAUAUAGAUUUAUUAAAAUGAACAAAACAACAUCCUUUUUGGAUAAAAAUUAAAUACAACCGCUGAUGUUUAAAAAGCGUCUGCUUGUGACCUUGUAUAAGAAAAUUCUCAAAUAUCACCUGCAGCGGAAGUACGUAGGUGCAAUUUCAAGUCUUGUAUUGUAAGUUCAAACAGUUUAACAAAUACUAAAUGAUCUGGACUAUCUUCCAUUCAAGUAUUCGAUUGGCUGCGGUAUUUGUGGCCUAACAGUGACAGUAAUCUAUUUAUAGAUCGUUUUAUUCUUGCUUUCAGAAAUUAAGUUUUGUAGAGUUUUCUAAAAAUAUUUGUUUUUUUAAAAAUAUGACAACCUAUUUAUAGCCUGGUAAUUAGCCGCGGUAGUGGGAAAUUUCAGGCGUUUAGUAGGCAUAAGCUUUACAUGUAGUAACAACUGACAAUUUAUUGUGGACUAAAAACAAAGUAAAAGUAACGCAUACACGAUGCAGUGAAAAACGGCUGCGGACACUGCGCAAGUGUUUUCAACAUUUAAUGAUUCUCAAAACAUUAGUUUUAUUAUAGUUAUUUGCCGUCGGCUAAUUUCCACUGCUGUAUAGUGUAUUUAUUAUCUAUUUUUAUGAUAAUUUUUUUCGAUAUUUGAAGUUUUUGGCGAUAUUCGAUAAACCACUAUAUCGAUGAUUUUUGGACAUGAUAUCGUAGUUGGGUCUGAAAAUACCAUAUCACGAUAAAUGACUAUAUCGAGAAUAUUGUACAGCCCUAACGUGACAUGGUUAUUGUUAAUCUAUAUUUUUCUUUUUUUCACCUUGUCAAUGCAUGGUAUAUGACUGAUAUCGUGAUUGUUUUAAGGUACCAGUAACUCUUAUAUAAGCUUAUCUUGUAGCCUCUAAAAGAGCCAGCUAAUACAUUCGUGGUAUUAAGCCUUAUGCCUAAAUAUAUUAACACUGAGGAGAUUUACUGUUGUUUAUAUUUUAUUAUUUAUUAAGCAUGUAGAUUAUAAUUGUAUUUUAUGAUAUAUUAUUACUACUAUAAUAUAAGUAUAGAUUGCC
This is a messenger RNA of Patella vulgata (common limpet), 3791 nucleotides long. RefSeq lists its product as uncharacterized. The coding region runs from base 74 to 1216 and encodes 380 amino acids. The record is from RefSeq and is a predicted model, not a curated record. The transcript is spliced from 13 exons. Lineage: Eukaryota; Metazoa; Mollusca; Gastropoda; Patellidae.